CCGGCAUUGAGGAUGGGCGUCAAAUCGGUCGGGGCCGUGAAAUGCCGAGGAUUACGAACUGCGUCGGUUAUAGCGACUGCGACAGGCCAUACGAUGUCGAGGAGGUGUCAGCUUUCGAGAACCUCCCGACCGGGCUCCCAUAAAGAGCCCAGCAACGUCGUGGGUUGUCACCUCGAGGGCGCUACAAGAUGGGAAUCGUGAAUGCGGAUUUUACCUCAGGGUGGCCGGUAGUCAGGUGGGAAGAUGCUGACCGGAUUUCAGACUGAGAUGGAUGUACUCUCAAGGAAAAAGUGGCGAACGCCUAGACCCAAAGACAAAUUGCUCACCGUCCAGUAACUAUACCAAACAGUGCAGCCGUCAUGAAAUCCAGCCUCUGCGCUCUACUCACGAGGUCCGAUGCGCCACACUAAAUCCUUCGGGAUCGCAGCUUCCACAGUUUCAAUCACGUUUUGCGACGAUGAACACCGCUGGAAAGUCGGGUCAAAGCAGUUGCUUGGAAGCAAUUGAAUGGUCACGUGCGUUUCUUGUUUCACAUGAGCUUGCACGAGGAUUGCACGGUCACGAGAUAUACCGAUGCGGUCCGCGACCCCCAGUGACGCGUUUUCAUGAUGAACACGAUCACAUGAUCAGGAAGCGGUGUGCUGUCAUAAGGACUCCAGUCCACGACGGUGGAGUGUGAGAGCCAGUACCUGGAUUUCUGACAGAAAUCAUGGGCUACUGUUCUAUUUGCGUCUUGCCCGCGCUUCGCGAGUUCCCCGCUGUGGGGCCUGGUGGCCGGCUGGAUGUUGAAGCGCUCCACUUCCCCGGUCCGCGGUCCAUGGACGCAAAUAUUCGAGGAAAUCCCGAGAUAUCUGACCCAUGCGUUGGUCGGGGAUAGGGUCUACGAACAAUGCGUUCUCCGCCUGGGCUCCAGCGUUCACCGUUUCAUUACAGGCAAGCGAGGAGCUUUCAGCCAAUGCCGUGCAUUCUCACAAGUCUCGACGGGCAUCCCUCGCCGCACAGUGCACAUAUGACUUCCUAACGUAAUCCCGAGUGCUGGAGAGUAUAUAGACUCUCCCCCGAAAAACAGUUCGUCAGACUCACUGAACAACAACAUGAAGAUUUCCGUUCUCGCUUUCCUCUUUGCAGCCACCGCUGUCUUCGGCCAGAGCAUCGAAAUCGGUGCGCCCGCGGAUGGCGCCACGGUCAAGGCAGGAUCAGCGCUCGUGGUGGAAGUCGACCGCCCCGACACCAUCACCGGUUCAACGGAAGUGGCAGUUGUGAUCGCCGUCCGCUCUUGCGUAGGCAGCCCUUGUCCGUCGCCCGCCGACGUCCUGGGAACUGUCCUGUACAACGGCGGCUACAACCCCAUGUUCCACACCAAUGUGACACCCAGCAAGCCUCCAUAUCAGAACCUGACGGUCACCAUUCCGGCGAACCUGGCCAAGGGCCCGGCGCAGCUCAACGUCGCGCACGUCACGUUGAUUGGAGCCGGCCCGUUCCCGUUCUUAGAGACCCGCAAUGUCUCUUUGAAUAUCGUUUGAAGUGAUUGUUACAUAGCACAAAGCUGCAAAAUUAAAGGUUGCAAAAAAUUUCAUAUUCUCGGUGGCGUCA
Mycena citricolor is the source of this 1593-nucleotide messenger RNA. The record is from the annotation of a GenBank genome assembly. NCBI's taxonomy places the organism in Eukaryota, Fungi, Basidiomycota, Agaricomycetes, Agaricales, Mycenaceae.